UUUGUUAGAUCAUCCAAAUUCAUCCUGAGCUUAACUGGGAAUCCCUGUUUUGCAUAUCUAUUGCUAGUUAAGGACGAAUUACAAGAAUGGCCACUGCAAAUUACUACACGUGCAAUUGUCUUAACUUUUCCUGGAAUACAGUUUUUUGUUUACCUAGUAAUGCGUAUCAGCCUCAAGCAUAAAAGGUGCCAACUACCAAGUGAUGAAGCGUGACAAAGAUCAGCUUAGCCUUGACAUGACAAUAUUGGAAUGCAGAGAAAAGGGAGAACUGUUAGUUCUUGUUUUUACUUGACUUUCUAUAAACGACGACAACAACCAAAUAAGUCGAAAGAUGCAGAGGCGUGGCUUGUUCACGGGUAAUUCCCAACAAGAAAUUGAUUGAAAAGCUUUGCAUUAUGGCGCCAUAGCAUUCUAUGCGUUUGAAACUUUCCCUUGUCUUACAUUGGCGAAUUGCUUUUAUUUCCCCCAAUUUUACCGGCCUAUAUAUAACUAGAAAUGAAGGAAGUAACGACAUCCAGUCUAGUACAUUGGACAAUCUCCCUGAUCAAAAGACUCACCAAAAACUUACUUUUAAAUUGAAAAUGAUUGCAUUUAAGAUUUUAUUUUGUGUUGUUUGCAUCGCUGUUGCCAUGGCUUCCGAAGAAUCGGAACAAGUAGCUGUGAAGGAAAAUGAAGACUUGAAGACGGAAGAGACACAUAUUGGCGGCUAUGGAUUAGGAGACGGAAUUUAUGGUGUCAACCAAUUCAAUAACGGUCAUGGGCUCGGAUAUGGAGGCUAUGGCAACGGCUUGGGUCUUGGUGGAUAUGGCGGAAUUGGUGCAGGUUAUAGAGGCAUCGGAGCUGGUUAUGGCGGAAUCGGAGGUGCUUACGGUGGUGUCGGAGCUUACGGAACUGGCUACGGAGGAAUCGGGUCAGGCUAUGGUGGAAUCGGUGGUAUUCAUGGAGGACUUGGGGCUUACGGAGCUGGUUAUGGAGGGAUCGGUGCUUAUGGCGGAGUUGGCGCUUACGGAGGAAUUGGAGGUUAUGGAACUGGCUACGGAGCUAACCAUAAGAAUGCGCAUGGACACGGACACAAUCAAGGCCAUUCCAGUUACGAAAGUGUCAACAAAGUUAGCAGCCAUCAAAGCCACAACUCAGCCGCUGGAGGACACCACUCAGCAAACCAUGCUCUUGGUGGGGCUAGAUACUAAUUGAGUGAUUGACAAUGGCUCAAUCAAUUAAAAAUUUAAAAUGCAGAAUUUAUUUCAGACACUUUUUUGUUCUAUUUUCGACAUAAUAAACAUAAUUAACUGAUUACAA
Daphnia magna is the source of this 1299-nucleotide messenger RNA. RefSeq names its product glycine-rich cell wall structural protein 1.0. Bases 414 to 1190 code for a protein of 258 amino acids. The transcript is spliced from 3 exons. Lineage: Eukaryota; Metazoa; Arthropoda; Branchiopoda; Diplostraca; Daphniidae. The record is from RefSeq and is a predicted model, not a curated record.